Messenger RNA from Diaporthe amygdali, 2205 nucleotides. RefSeq names its product kinesin heavy chain. NCBI's taxonomy places the organism in Eukaryota, Fungi, Ascomycota, Sordariomycetes, Diaporthales, Diaporthaceae. The transcript is spliced from 2 exons. Bases 1 to 2205 code for a protein of 734 amino acids. The record is from RefSeq and is a predicted model, not a curated record. Gene Ontology annotation, biological process: microtubule-based movement. Gene Ontology annotation, cellular component: microtubule; kinesin complex. Gene Ontology annotation, molecular function: microtubule motor activity; ATP hydrolysis activity; microtubule binding.
AUGUCUGUGAGGGUUGUCGCAAGGAUACGGCCGUUGCUGGACGGCGAGAUCGAGAAGGAUGUAAUCGUCCGCGCAGACAGCAAGGAUGGCAGCAAGAAGGCAAACAUCGUCAGAAUACCAAACCCAAAGAACGAGUCUGAGGAUUUCAACUUCUCCUUCGGCGGUGUCUACGAUCAAAGCUCUACAACAGUCUCACCUCACUUGAAAGCCCUUUUCCAAGGCCUCGAUGUUACAAUAUUCGCGUACGGAGUCACUGGCACGGGAAAGACAUAUACGAUGCGAGGAGGGCUGAAGCUGGCUGACAGAGGCCUCAUCCCCCGGCUCCUCAGCAAUGUCUUCCGCCGAGGGAAAAAGAUCACCAAGGACUCCAACGGCGCGACCAUAGUCGACGUUACCCUGUCUUACUACGAAAUUUACAACGACAAGGUGUUUGAUCUCCUCCAGCCUCCAGAGAAGCGAACACCUUCCGGGCUGCCUCUGCGUGAAGCCAAUGGCAAGACGAUUGUAGUUGGUCUGUCAGAGCAGUCAUGUGAGGACCUGAAAGAUUUUGAGACGCUAUACAUUGAGGCGAACAACAACCGCAUCACGGCAGCCACGAAGCUGAAUGCCCACAGCAGUCGAAGUCAUGCCAUCUUGCGCGUCAAAGUCACCCAGACGACAGGUGACCAGGUCCUCGAGAGUACCGUGUCUAUGAUCGAUCUAGCAGGAUCAGAAGACAAUCGUCGCACUGAAAACAACCGCGAGCGUCUUGUCGAAUCUGCUGCUAUCAACAAGUCCCUCUUCGUCCUCUCUCAGUGCGUCGAUGCCAUCUCUCGUGGUGACAAGCGAAUUCCCUACCGUGAAUCCAAGAUGACGCGUAUCCUGUCCCUUGGCCAAAAUAAUGGAAUCACUGUCAUGGUCCUGAACCUCGCUCCGGUCCGGAGCUAUCACCUUGAUACCCUAAGCAGCUUGAACGUCAGCUCACGUGCGAAGAGGAUUGAGGUCCGGGAGAUCGAGAACGAAAUCGUUUUCAAGCAGGCGCCGCGGUCCAUGACUUUGAGCGGAACAGGAAUCCAAAGACAGCCUCUGAGGCCACUGACAAAUGUGCACAACGUACAUGCGGGGACGGUCGCCAAGGAGAAGGCAGAAAAGGAAAAGGAGAGGGAAAAGCCAGUCAAAGCGUUCAGUGUCUUUGUCGAUAGCAAGACUUCACUUGCUCGUCCUGUCGCAGCAACACUGUCUUCUCAACCGAGGAACCCACUCUCCAGCAAACGCAAAUCUGACGCCGUUGAUGCGCCUGCCCGCCCGUUAAAAAUGACACGGCCGUCUGCGUUGGCUCGACCUCAACCGACCAUGUCAGCCGCACAAAUCGAAGAAAUGGUUGAGCGCAAAGUACAAGAAGUUUUAGCUUCCAGGGCAGCAGCGGAGUCUCAGCAACAGGAGGAGCGUGCGCCUCCUCCUGUUCAGCCGGCUUCGGCUGAUAUCAGCGAAGCUGUGCAACGGAGACUCGACGCUCUCGAGCGACGAAUUGAAGAUACUCAGGGUGAAGGAGCUGGUGGCAAAUCAGAAGGGAUGCGGCUCCUACUUCAAGCAAGAAAACUCAAAGAGAACGGGGAAGACGAGGCUGCACUGAACUGUUACGAGUCAGCGUUGCGAUUUUUCCCAACGCAACCGAAGCUGCUUGGCAAAAUUGAGAAGUUGAAGUCAAAGAUUGCUGCAAAGCGUGCAAAAGUUGACGCUAGCGAGCAGACCCAGGAACAACAGAAGCCGCCCAACAGCAAGAAGAGGGCUGCAAGCCGCCAGCCUGAAGCAGAGGACGAUGGCGACGAUCCUGCAUACGUCGAUGACGACGCAGGCGCUGAUGCAGAUGAGAGCUACGUGGGCAGUGCUCCUAUUAAAUCGCAACCCAAGUCCAGAGCCAAGGCUUCAUCCACUCCCGAGGUUGAUCCCCUCGCUCGCCUCCCAGCAGACGACCCACGCACGCACCAGCUCCUUGAUAUUGUGAACUCGCGUGAUGUGAACCUGAUCAAGGGCCUCCGCGGCUUCGGGGCAAAGAAGGCACAGAGUCUGGUCGCGCGUAUGAAUGGUAUUGACUAUGGUGGUACUCGCCCAGACCACUUCAGGGUAGACUCGCUGGUUCAACUGAGCGGAGUCUUCGGCAUGGGCGAGAAGGUUGUGGAGAAGGCGUGGGAGGGCCUUGAUGGCUUGGGCCAAAGUGUGUGCUGA